CUGGCGCUGCUGGGCCUGGCCGAGCACUUCCGCACGUCGAGCCCGCCCAAGGUGCGGCUGUGCGGGCACUGCCUGCAGGCCGUGCUGCCGCGCAAGCCGCCCGCGCGCAUGGAGGCCCGCACGCACCUGCAGCUCGGCUCCGUGCUCUACCACCACACCCGCAACGGCGACCAGGCGCGCGGCCACCUGGAGAAGGCGUGGCUGAUUUCGCAGCAGAUCCCGCAGUUCGAGGAUGUUAAGUUCGAGGCGGCGAGUCUCCUGUCCGAGCUCUAUUGCCAGGAGAAUUCGGUGGAUACAGCGAAGCCUCUGCUCCGCAAAGCCAUCCAGAUCUCGCAGCAGACCCCGUAUUGGCACUGUCGGCUCCUCUUUCAACUUGCACAACUACAUACACUUGAAAAAGACUUAGUAUCUGCGUGUGACCUCCUAGGAGUCGGAGCAGAAUAUGCUCGGGUGGUGGGGUCAGAAUACACCAGAGCACUAUUUCUGCUAAGCAAAGGGAUGCUUCUCCUGAUGGAACGGAAGCUUCAGGAAGUGCACCCUCUCCUUACCCUCUGUGGGCAGAUAGUUGAGAACUGGCAAGGAAACCCCAUCCAGAAGGAGUCUCUGCGCGUGUUCUUCCUGGUGCUGCAGGUGACGCAUUACCUGGACGCCGGGCAGGUGAAGAGCGUGAAGCCGUGCCUCAAGCAGCUGCAGCAGUGCAUCCAGACCAUCUCCACGCUGCACGACGACGAGAUUCUGCCCAGCAACCCUGCAGACCUCUUCCACUGGCUGCCCAAGGAGCACAUGUGCGUCCUCGUGUACCUGGUGACAGUGAUGCAUUCCAUGCAAGCAGGGUACCUGGAGAAGGCUCAGAAGUACACGGACAAAGCACUCAUGCAGCUGGAGAAGCUCAAAAUGCUGGACUGCAGUCCUAUCUUGUCGUCUUUCCAAGUCAUCUUGUUGGAACAUAUUAUCAUGUGCCGGCUUGUCACAGGCCACAAAGCCACAGCGCUGCAAGAGAUUUCACAGGUGUGUCAGCUCUGCCAGCAGUCUCCCCGGCUGUUCUCCAACCACGCUGCCCAGCUGCACACGCUCUUGGGGCUCUACUGCAUUUCUGUUAAUUGCAUGGACAAUGCAGAAGCACAGUUUACUACAGCAUUAAGGCUCACUACGCACCAAGAGCUGUGGGCAUUUAUUGUGACAAACCUGGCCAGCGUGUACAUCAGGGAAGGCAACCGGCACCAGGAGCUUUACAGCUUACUGGAAAGGAUAAAUCCAGACCAUAAUUUUCCCGUGAGCUCUCACUGUCUUCGAGCAGCAGCUUUCUACAUCCGAGGUCUGUUCUCCUUCUUUCAAGGAAGAUACAAUGAGGCAAAACGAUUUUUGCGAGAGACACUGAAAAUGUCAAAUGCAGAAGACUUGAAUCGAUUAACAGCAUGUUCUCUUGUACUCCUGGGUCAUAUAUUCUAUGUAUUAGGGAAUCACAGGGAAAGUAAUAAUAUGGUAGUACCAGCCAUGCAGCUUGCAAGCAAGAUACCAGAUAUGUCUGUGCAGCUCUGGUCUUCAGCUCUGUUGAGAGAUCUGAACAAGGCGUGUGGAAACGCGAUGGACGCGCACGAGGCCGCACAGAUGCACCAGAACUUCUCCCAGCAGCUCCUCCAAGACCACAUCGAAGCGUGCAGUCUUCCAGAGCACAAUCUCAUCACGUGGACGGACGGACCUCCUCCCGUACAGUUCCAGGCACAGAACGGACCCACCACCAGCCUGGCCAGUCUCCUGUGAAACAGUAACUGUCAGGACAGUGUGU
Tinamus guttatus (white-throated tinamou) is the source of this 1786-nucleotide messenger RNA. RefSeq names its product MAU2 sister chromatid cohesion factor (gene MAU2). Gene Ontology annotation, biological process: mitotic sister chromatid cohesion. Lineage: Eukaryota; Metazoa; Chordata; Aves; Tinamiformes; Tinamidae. The record is from RefSeq and is a predicted model, not a curated record. Gene Ontology annotation, molecular function: protein binding.